Molecule: messenger RNA, 765 nt
Organism: Dentiscutata erythropus
Lineage: Eukaryota; Fungi; Glomeromycota; Glomeromycetes; Diversisporales; Gigasporaceae
Source: the annotation of a GenBank genome assembly
AUGAAUAUUGUUGAUGCUUCAGGUUUCAUAAACUCCCGAAGCUUAAAUGCGCCUAUGAAACUUUUUUUAAAAAGCUUUUAUCUUAUCAAUACAACUCAAGAAUUUAGCAUUCCAUUAUUUGAAAAAGAAAAUAUAAUUUUAGCUACUGGAAAAUUUAGAAUAGUUGAAUAUAUAAAUGAAAAGAAUGAAAAACUUUCUGCUUUAAAAAUUAUUUUGAGUAACAUUGUGCAUCUUGGUAUUGAACCAGAUGAUCUUCCGAAGUUUUCUGCUUUGGUUAAUAUGAUUGCAAUAGUAAAAGAACCUCCACUUAUCAAUGAUGAUGAUGGAUUUAUGACAGUUGUAAUGAGCAACUAUAUAGAUCAAGACCAAAGUGAAACUAAAAUAAAAUGUUACUACUUAGCAACUGCACCUCAUUUGACUCGCUUAACUCCAGCUAUAAAAAAAAAUUCAAUUCUUUAUAUUAAUGAAACUGAAGAUUCUGAUAGUUCAAGUAAAGCUAUUAGCUUUGCUGAAAAAAUUGCAGCAAAAUUUGAUAAUAAACAUGUCACAAAAAACAAAUCACUAGUCAUUAACUUACCUGUAACUAAAUCUCCUUCAAAGACUGAACCUUAUACACAAAUCAAUACAAAUAAGAAAUCACCAGUAACUAAAUCUUUUAAAACUAAACCUUCUUCAACACCUAAACUAUAUACACAAACUAGAAGCAAACACAAAUUGACAGACUUGGCAAAGAACAUGUUAAAUAACUCAAAUGAAACAAAUUAA